UUUUUAUUGAAUUUCAAAGAUUAGGCAAUUAAAAUCAUAAAAGCAAUAAAUAUAUUGUUUUUUUAUUGCUCAAUUUUAAAUAAUUUAAUAUAAAAACUCCUAAAAAUUAGCCCGCAUUUAAAACGCGACGUGAUUGGUUGAAGUGUUUGUGACGUCAUAGGCUUAGCUGUCAAUGUUUUGUAUACAAGUUUCAGUUAGAAGAACUCAAAGUUUUGGCCCGCGAAGUAGUGAAAAUGAGCCGAAAUCCGCAAAUUGGUUUUGUGCAAGUAGGGUUGCCAACUGUCCAGAAUUUGGGUGGACGUCCACCUUUUCGGCUCAUUUGUCCAGCGUCCAGUCAAUACCUUUGGCUGGACAUAAAAUGUUCAUAAUUUUCACGUUGGCACAUUUUUCAAUUUUUUCGAAGGAUUUUUUCCACAAAUUCUUAAUCAACUUCGAAUUAAACUUAAACAGAGAAUUGAAGAUGAGUUUUUAGGGUUAAUAUGCUCAAAUGCGAUUAAAAAUCUUGCAAGAGCUUGUCAACAGAAUAUAAAGGCUACAUCCUCAAAUUUUACCAAGACGCCCUUAGCUAUCUAGAAUCAAAAUUCGAUUUCUCAGAAAAUAAUAUGCUAUCAAAAUUUUAUCUUUUUUCCCUAAGUAAACCAAUAAAGUUUAAUGAUUUAUCGAGUAUUGUUAUAGAGUCUGGUCUAAGCGAUCAAAUUGAUUUGGAUGCAUUAUACGAAGAAUUUUGUGAAAUGAAACCAGCGCUAGAGUUGGCAUAUUCGUCUAAUUUACCUAUAUUAGAUAAAUGGAACUCAAUUUUUAAAGAAAAUAACUUCAAAUAUAUUCUUAAAAUUGUGCAAUUUGUUUUUUCGCUUUUUGGUUUUAACGCAGACGCAGAAAGGGUUUUUUCAAUGUGUUCAGCUUUGUGGUGAGAUGAUCGAAAUAAAUUUACGCUUGAGCAUGUUAAAGCUGAACUCCAAAUAAAAAUUAAUUUUGACAAAACCUGCAAAGAGUUUUAUUCGUAUAUAAAGGACAAUAAAAAAAUAUUAUUGGAUUGCAAAUCCGAAAAAAUAUUCUUUUAAAAAUAAAAAUUAGAAAUUAGUUUUUCCUAUAGGUACCUAUUUUCUAUUAUCUAGAGAUUUGUUAAUUUAUAAAGCAAUAUGUUUAUGUUUGAAAGUUACCCAUUUAAUACAUAUAUUUCAUGUUUGUUGUCUUAAAGUAAGAUUUUUUACUAGAAUAAGUAUUUUUUUAUUUACAUUGAACUAUUGAACUAAGUGUUUAAUCUAUAUGGCGAGUUCUGUAUAUUAUUUAUGUGUUUUCCCAAGUAAAAAAAAUUUCAAAUAAAAUAUGUCCAUAAUUUUGUACCGGUGUCCAGAAUUUUUAAUCACCUUGCCCAGAAAAUCCCAAAAUAAAAGUUGGCAACCCUAUGUGCAAGCGAAGUCGGAUAAUCUUCCUAUUGUUGACGUACAAAUGGUAUCUACUUAUUUUGCGGGAAACGAUUGUUUUAACGUUGCUGAAUCGCGGGGUGUCAAAGCACAAAGAUCAGCACGGGGGGCCUAUGGAGAUAAUGCUGUGGGAAAUGUGGAGUUGCAAAGGGAAGGGUCAAUAUGCACCGUCCAGUGCAAAAUUACCCCCGAGCACAAAGUGCAUAACAAAGCAUAUGUUGUAUUUUGCAAAAUUAAUGAGGAGAUUGGCAUGGUUGCAGAGCUGAGCUGUCAAAGUUGUGCUGCUUCUGCGGGUGGAUGCAAACACGCAAUUGCCUUUCUGAUGUGGUUACAUCGGCGCAGCGAAGAACCGGAACCGACAGCAACUGUGUGCUAUUGGAAAAAAUCACGACUGGCCCAAGUAGGAACAAGUAUGAAAUUCAUCACUAGCAAAGAUAUCUUCAAUGAAAUGCAAAAUAACAUUAAGGAAGAAAAGGAGGAAAUGGAGCUGAAAGCAGAUACAUUUCUAGAAAAAUUAUUGAGCGAAAUGACAAUUCGUCAGAGUAAAUUUCAAAUCUCCAGACAUUGCAUAAAUUUUGAGCCCCAGAGUAGCGACAUAUCCUUACACAAGUUAUUGGCUGUGUUUGUAGAAAUGGGAGGGGAAGAUGUCGAAGAUUUUUUGACGUUUGCAGAGGGCACCAUGUCGGAUUUCAUGUGUGAAAAAAUCGCACAUGAAACCGAGGCUCAAAGUACCUCCAAGUUGUGGCAGGAAAUGAGAUAUGGUCGAAUAACGGCCUCAAAAAUUCACGAAAUUGCCCAAUGUCAUACGUCAAAUGGGUCUUUAGUGCAUCAAAUUAUGGGCGCAUCAAAAAUAAUCGAUACAGCUCCAAUGGCAAGAGGUAGAGAACUGGAAAAACAAGUAAUUGCGGAGCUUCAACACAUAUUAGGCGAUGUACAGUUAAAAAAAUCAGGUUUAUUUCUUUCUCCCAAAUACCCUGCCAUUGGAGCUUCGCCCGAUGCUUUGGGGCCAAAUUUUGUCGUCGAAAUCAAAUGCCCGACAAAAUUGGAAACGAUGACAAAUUAUAUUUCCUCAGAUUAUAAAUUAAAAGACAAAUGUAUGGCUCAAAUUCAGUUACAAAUGUUUGCUACUAAAAUGGAACGUGGCUACUUUUGCGUGGCAGACCACGAAUUUGAGUCAAACAAACAAUUUACUUUGAUUUGCGUUGAGUAUGAUGAACAAUUUACUAUGCGACUGAUUGAAAAAAGUAUGCUUUUUUGGAAAACACAUGUAUAUCCUCUUUUAUACUGUGCUAGCGCGGUAUAAAAGAGGAUAUACAUGUGUGCACAAUAGGGUCGAGCGAAAUAUGAAUAUUUUUAAAAUUGAAAACGCCUGUAUAUAGGUUACUAAGUAUAAUGUUUAUGUUUAUUUUUACCAUAAAAAAUUUUAAUUUUUUUUAAUUCCUUCCACCACCCCAAAGCCAUCUUAAAUGUAAAAAUUAUAAUAUUCAGACAAAGGUGGAAAACGGUUUAAAUUAUUUUUUUUCAUGCCAAGAUGUUUUUUUAGCAUAAUUAACUUUUACAAAAUGAAGUAUUUAAUUAAAAAAAAAACCAAGGGUCAUUCCACGUUACUCAGUAAUUUUUGUCCCGCCCGUCACAUUUAAAAAUUGUGAGUAAAAACCACAUGUUAUUAAAUUUAUUUUAAAAUUUUGUUUAUUAUGCUUGUAAUGAGCUUAUAAGCACAAUAAAAAUAAUAUUAUAAAAUAAUAAUUUAGUAAUUUUUGGUGUUUACUCACAUUUUUUAAUUGUGAGGGGCGGGACAAAAAUUACCGAGUAACGUGGUGACCCACAAGCGAAAUGGACGGCGGGGGUCCGUCAAUGUUAAAUAUGAGAAUGUUGGUAUUUUUAAAAUUGACCGGGGCCCCCAUUUAGCUUGUUUUUUUUUGAAAAUCAAAUUACCUCAUUUUGUAAAAGUUAAUUAUGGGGUCAUUCCACGUUACUCGGGG
This is a messenger RNA of Brassicogethes aeneus, 3406 nucleotides long. The record is from the annotation of a GenBank genome assembly. NCBI's taxonomy places the organism in Eukaryota, Metazoa, Arthropoda, Insecta, Coleoptera, Nitidulidae.